UUGACUCGGGACGGACAGGUGUUUUUUCCGAGUCUGCGAGAGCAAUGCGUCAGCGUGACGUGCCGCACCAGCUUGUCGAAUCCGUUCGUAGAGGUAGCACAGCAUGGCAAGAGUGUCGUCCAAGCCGUCGUCGCUUCGUCUUCGGCUCACCGUCAUCUCGAGCGAUUAUACCCCCAGCUCUCUCUUUCUCUCUCUCUCUCUCUCUCGUAGAUCAGUCGAGUGUCCGUCUGACGUUGUCGAAGUGCGCGGACGGAGGUUCUCCGUGCACAUAAUGAGACGAUGUACCGAGCAACGCACCGCGCACGAAGCGACGACACACGCUUUCUCUCUCUUCUCCCUAAGCAUCGUUCGAGAAAGCCUCGCGAAUGCGAUCAAUUGUCCGUGACGGCUGUAUAGUACCGCUUGUUUGUUUGUCGAAUCAUCGUCGGCGACGUGAAGUAUUUAUUAUUUCCCGCGGGGCUCCGUGUGUGUUGCACGCGCGCCGCCUGUCAGUCAGUAUGUGCGUGUGUGCAUGACGAGUCCGCAUUGGCGUACGUACGUGUGCGUUAACUAUGAGUGUAGUUAGGUGUAAUGGUGGUGAGGGGUCAGUUGCGUGUUAGCGCGGCAGAUCUGCAAUGCGGCGUUGCCGUUGAGACCGUUGAUUCACAAAACCCUUCUUCCUACACUGAUUAUACUCCCGUGUGUCCGUGCGGCCGGUGAGCUUGCGCGGGUUGUGCGAGGACGGCACGGAGGGGGGCACAGCGCGGCGAAUGCGGCUGCAUACACGGCGUCUCAGACACACUCCUCCCGCCAAGUUCAUGACAGUGGAGUCGCGGAUCACGAGAGAAUGCAUUCCGAGAUCGCGUCCCGCAUGACCGUCUCAAUUGCCGGGAAUACGAGCACGUAGAGCAGAGUUUUCCCUCGUGCGAAGGGCAGGUGUAUCGCUCCUCUUAAAUAAUAAGCCGCGACCGACAGCGAGGAACAGCACGAAAUAACGCUGUUCGGCCCUCUCGCGCGCGGACUGCUACUUGUGCCCGACUCUACACCGGAAGCUGUGAAGUUUAUGCUCUUCAAAAGUGGUGCCUAAGCUCGUGAUUUCGUAAAAAGGGAGAGAAAAAGAAAAUUAUAUUAUAUAUAUUAGUGCCUACACACGUCUUGUACACACGUGCAAUAACGCGAGAGAGAGAGAGAGAGAGAAGAACACGUAGAACCGAGAUCUCUACCUGUACAUACGUGCGUUUUGGGAUACGAUUGCGAUGCUCGUUUACCACGCACCAAUCACGCCAAAGUAUCAAAGCAAAGCGCACAGAGCGAGCGAAGGAACGGAGGAGACUACGCGGUAAGACACGAUAGAAUUGCGAAAGUUCAGUAAUACGUUUCACCGGUUGGUAUGGUUGCCGCAUUAGGAGUCAAGUACGUAUGCGCUCGUUGUUGAGUCCGUACGUGGUACCCAUACCGUGAUAUCGGCCUGUUUCGCGUCCCCUCCCUCCCCCCGAAGUGUUCCGAUAGACUGAAACGUUUUACCGACGUUAGUAAUGUCGCGAUUAAUGCUGUGUAAUCUUGGCAAUACCUCGACAGCGGGAAAUGAUACGAACAACAACGCAAAUACAAACAGCAGUAUGGAGGACGACGAUUCUUAUCCACUGCCUACAAUUUAUCGCUGCCGUGCACCCAUAGCAAGUCUGGAUUGCAUGGAAGAGUUCAACGGCGGCGGAGGAGGCGGCGGCGGCGGCGGCGGCGGUGCAGACUCGGGCGUGCACUGCAGCAACACGACCGGAACAAAAGAGCAGCUACUAACUAGCUGCAUUGCCGCACAAGCGCAACGUUUGCAGCAUCCCUCGCCAGGUAUUCGCUACCGCAACUUGGGCAAAAGCGGUCUACGUGUUUCCAAUGUUGGAUUAGGAACAUGGACCACCUUCGGCGUGGGCGGCUGCGGCAGCGAGGAGACCGCGGAGGCCGUCGUAGCUCUCGCCUACGACAGCGGGAUUAAUGUAUUUGACUUGAGCGAGGCCCACAGCGGACACCGCGCUGAGAUCCAGUUCGGCCGGAUUUUGCUGAGGCGCGCCUGGAAUCGCUCCAGUUACGUAGUCACGACGAAAAUUUACUGGAACACCAAGACCGAGGGUCGCGGGCUAUCGCGGAAACACAUUAUCGAGUCCGUGCAAGCUUCGCUCGUCAGGCUGCAACUGUCGUACAUCGACAUUGUCAUGAUCCACAAAGUCGAUCCGAUGUGUCCGAUGGAAGAGAUAGUUCGUGCUAUGAAUUACGUCAUCAACAAAGGCUGGGUGAUGUAUUGGGGUACAUCGCGGUGGACGCCCGUGGAGAUCAUGGAAGCCUACUCAAACUGUCGGCAAUUCAAUUGUGUGACGCCGAUCGUCGAGCAAGCGGAGUAUCAUCUGUUUUACAGGGAGAAACCUGAACUCUAUAUGCCCGAAUUGUAUAACAAAAUUGGCGUCGGCUUGAUGGCAUGGUCCACUGUCACCAUUGGAAUGGUUUCCUCCAAGCCGGAAGAUUGCGGCGUAUCGUUCCUCUCGAGAUCCUCUUAUAAAAACAAAUACUCUUCGUUCAGUUGGACAGAAGAUGAAACUCAAUCUUUGUACAAGGAGGAAUACGCGUGGAAGGACAAAUCCGCCGACGAAGAGACCCGGAAAUACUCGGACAAAUUGCGGGACGUGUGCGCAUUGGCCGAAAGACUGGGAUGUUCUUUCGGGCAACUAGCCAUCGCGUGGUCUUUAAAGAAUGAAAGUGUUCAGUGCCUUCUGCUCGGUGCGUCCAAUAUAGAUCAACUGUACGAGAGUCUCCAAAGUUUGCAGCUUAUCCCAAAAUUGAACGCGAGCAUAAUGAGCGAAAUCGAGAGGAUCCUUGACAACAAACCGUCCCGACCGCCGAUGGUGUCCACCCUGGCGCUCAGAUGACAAUCGAUGUGCCCCCACGGCAGCGGUGGGGGCUCCCUGGAGGAGGCUGGCAGUCCGAAGAGCGAAGGCGGCAACAGCCAGGAUCAGGAGCAGACCAAGGAUGUGAACAAUAAGAUGCCAUUCUGCGAGAUACAGUGAAGAGCGCGACGACGGUCCAUUGUUCGCUCCGGUAGUGUCGAGCCCGAGGACCGACGCGACCGGACCCGCCCGCGUCUUCGCCUCCCCCUCCGAUUGGUCGCGGUGUACGUCGAGUGUACAUAUUACACAUCCGAGUCGAUGACAAUACUUACUAAUUACGAGUACAUCGGGCAACCUGUUUGCGACAUGUCCGAUGGCGAGGCACAGCCGCGGGUGACACUUCGCGCGCGCGAAUCGUCAACUCUUUCGCAUGUCAUCGUCGCGUCGCGUCACGCGUGGACACUCGUAGAUUAGGGAAGUCAAAGGCGAUUUCGCACUUCGGAAUCUCUCUCUCUCUCUCUUUCUCGCUCUCUCUCUCUCUUUCUAUCCAUCUAUCUCUCUCGUUAAACGGAAUCGCAUUAUCGCGCUUUAUCGAAAGCAUACACACACAUACAUACAGAAACACAUGACUGCUCCAAAAGCGAACCAUCCGUAAAAUCUCUCGGCUGCAGGCAUUCGUCGUCGAGGUUUUCAUUCGCGGUUCCAAGGUGUUCAUUAUUCUUAAUAAUUCUAUUUGCUACACGUACAAACAUACGUCCACCUACACACACACAUACACACUUAUAGCGAAAGAAAUUGGGAGUAUCUCGAGUGUCCACCGAAAAAAAAUACCAAGAUACACUCGUUCUGCCACUUUGGUCGAGUAAAGAGGGCGAUUUGUGGAUAAUCAACUCGGACGGUUAUAGCACGUUGUUAUUAUUACCUAAAACAAAAAUUACGUCAUAGGUCGUAGGAUUUGUCGAGGAGGAUGAUGAUAUUUAUCAGCUGCGUUGCGAGUACCCCAUCCGGUGUUUUCACGCCUAACGAUACACCAUCGUCUCAUUAACUCCGACAUUCGGAUUUUACACGCAUACUUCUUUCGCCAACAGCUGCCGCUUGGUUCCACGCUUCUCUCGCAUCUUGCCCGCCGACUUCGCUCGCUAUUCCCAUCUCCAGGUCGUCUCUACGUCUCGUUUUUAUCCAAUCAGCUUUUAGAUAUUCAGUUUAUUCGAGGAGAUUGAGAAGGGUAUUUUACAUUAGGAAACGCAAGGCGCUCAAAUUCUUUCAGCGGAUUUAUCACAGAGACACGCACACACGUCUCAUUUCCGGCUGGGGGAGUAAAUCACGAGCGAGAAUCGAGAAUCACUUUCCGGAGGAGCCACGAUGAUGUCGAUGAGCGAGUCCGUCGAGACGAAUCUAAACGACGGGGGAGAAUGAGUCGGUGAACGAGCGAGAGCCUUGAUGUUAAAUCAAAAUUCGAUUCAUUCAUCCGUCGCGUUAAUUUCUGCGGAUCGCUCUUUCGCAGCGCGUUUCACAUUCACCUUACAUUUUCACACGUUGAUGUUUCCCCGGAAUACGUUGCCGUGCGUCAAGCAUCUCCAAUCGCCGGCUCGGUCGAGCUCAGACAGUAAUUUACCAAACAAGGGCAUGCGAUGGAAUUAUACACACGUAGCAAGCGAAGAAUCUCCGAACAACCGGACACAAUGUGUAAAAAGUAUCUUUCUCUUCAAUAGACGACCGUUUCGUUAAAUGACCGUUCGUUCAUCGUCCACGAUUUCCGCUUUGUUCGCUUUAUUACCGUACAGCUGAAAUAGCAUCCCGAAGAGAGAAACUAUUUUGAGGGGGAGGGGGUAGUGAGAUGUAACUUACAAUUACAAUUUCGCGCGAAGGCGCUCCCUUCGUCGCGCGUAUUCGAAUUAUCUCGCGGUUCCAUCACGCACGAAGAAACAAAGAGAAAACGGAAGAAAAGGUGGAAAGUCAUCAUCGGCGGGAUGCACCGUCUUCACUUACUAAGCGCCGCUUUACCGGUCAUUUGAAACAUUGCUCAAGUAACGGUAGCUCGCGAGAGAAUCUCUCGCGCGUGUAAAAGUGACUUGAGAUGAAAUGAUCACGCACACGGGGGGUGCGUGUAAGCGUUGGAAAAGGAAAAACAACGUACUUUUUCUCGGCUGCGUAGCUCAUGGACGACUUUUCCGCCAAGGUUAGCGUCAGGGCGAACGAAAUCGAGCGAGUGGAAGAGAGCAGGUGUAAACCGACAGUGAUAUGCAGCCUCGUUCGUCGUCGAGAAGCGCUAUUUGCCAGAAUUAUAUUCCAUCCGCGACACUUUUUGCCGAAUGCGCGUUACUUUUCACGUGACAUCCUCCGCAUAAACGCGCGUUUCGCUCGUUUUUACGUGCGCGCGGAGAUUUCCGUCGCGCUAUCUCUCUUUCUCUCUCUCUCUCUCUCUCUCGCUCUGUCAGAGAUAUCAUCGCAUUCCAUACUCGAUUUUGUCAACCGGAUUAUCGAAGAUAAACGCGGGUUUCUCGGGAAUGCGCGCACGCGCGUCUUACUCGGAAACAAAAAAAAACACAGUGGAUAAUAUGGAAGCUGCCAGUACGCUUUUAUCGCGCAUACGAUUUUUUUUCGAGCCAGACCUCGACAUCGCGUCCGUCGAAACGUUGUAUAUAAAUACAUACAUAUAUAUAUAUGUAUUUAUAAAUACAUAUACCUAUAUAUAUAUAUAUAUAUAUAUAUAUAUAUAUAGGUACAGCGAUGUAGGUCCACACUGUAAAUAUUGGGAGCGAUAACGUUAUAGGAGAGAGUCUCAGUCGCGCUACGCGUAUUAAAAAAGAAACCAACAAUUAUCGCGCACAGUAAAUAAACCGCGCGAGCGUAGAAUUCGCGCGACAUUUAAUGCUUAUGAAUCGACAUGUAGCGAUCUCUACGGAGGGGGGAGAGGGACGUCGAGCGAUGAUCGCCAACAACGGCGGAUUGAUAUCAUUCAUUGUUUUUUACAUUUUCGAGUAUUUACGAGCCGCAGUGAACAACACGACGGCGAAGUACAGAGGAAUUGCUCCCCGUUGUCGACGUCGUCCGUUGCCUACAGUCGAUCGGAUCGUCGGUGGUGGUUUUUCAUUAGGACUAAUCGAGAGAAUUACGACAUAUACCUGAAGCGUGCCUGAAACUCAGCCCGUGCCUGAAACUCAGCUCGCGUAUAGUUUCAGUGGGGGGAAGGGGGGAAGAAAAGAACACAGCGAGAGGAACCGACGUGAAAUUGAAGGCCGCUAAACUUUAAAGGAAGUCUCUUGAUGGUCUUUUGAUCGUAAGUGUAGUCUCUCAAUUGGCAUAUCCGUUCGUUUAUUGUGUAUUACAAUCGAUAUCGCUUAAUAACUACCGAAAUAAGUUGAGAGCGACGAAUUAUAUUGCGAAAUCGGACACAUCGGAGAAUAAUUUCGCAUCUCCAAAGUCGAAUCGGUCAACGCGUUCCCGCGGGUUCUACGUUGCCACUUUACGUUAUAUUCGUUUGCGUGCAUUUCAACCAUGAUUCGUAUGGCCACAAUAGGAUGCCAAACACAAUUUCGGAUGGACGUGAUCGUAUCAAGCUACGUGACAAUUGAAAUAAGACACGGGCCAUAAAUCUCAGAACAUUCAAAAUUCACUGAUUUGCGGAGUAUUCGUUACAAUGAAUUUCUGAGAAAUACUUCAAGACGAACUGAUUGUGGUUCAUUUUUCGAGAAUCCUCCAGAUAUUCAUUUUUUUAAUUCCUUGCGUAUUCUUUAAAAUGAAUUCUCUAUGAACCUCUAUUCAUCUCUGUGCUGUCUGGAAAGAAAGUAAGAAUAUAACAUGCAUAACGGUUGUAUAACGUACAACAGUUACAUUGUUGAGUGGAAAAUUAUAAUAUUGUUGCAAUGUUAUUAUUAGCGUAUUGGUGUUUCACGUUGGGAUUAGGCCAAUUUUACUUUCAUUUGUUCUUCAGCUUUUAUAUUUCACCCACAAGAAACAUACAUGUCAACGGUCCAUCAUCCUGUUGAGCGAUAUAAAGGAUAAAAAUAUACUUUAACGCGUAACAAAGCUUACGUUGCUCUUCGGGGUCUAUAUAAGUCGCUGUAUUUAUAUCGUAUUUCUAACAUUCUGUGAUGCAAUUUAUUUAAAAAAGAAAGAACGUCCAAGGAAAACCACGUACGCAGCACGUCACCGUGGCCUAUUGCACACCCUCCAUCGCCUACUUACUCUUACUUGCUUACUUACCUUACUUGCUUACUUAUUUAACUUACUUACUGUCUGCCUGUUUAUUCUCGUAAAUAGGUAAAUACAUAGAUCUCGUUGACCGCCGCCGCCGCAUAGGCAACCUUAAUCCUUAAUGUGAUAGGAAGGAAGUACGGCAACGUAAAACAGCGCCAUAGAAAAGCAAUAUCCGAGUCGACGAGAAUAAAAAAAAGAGAGAAAAAAGAAAAAAAUAUUUCCGACACGCAAAGUCCUUCUAAUCGAGUACCGAGCAAAAAACGAAGUCGUCAUGAUAUAUUCUAUCUUGCCCGAUCAUUUCCGCGUUUUAGGAGCACGAGCCAGAUUCGGGCGAUGGCCGCGGGCAAGCGUCCGCCCGUCGAACUUAAAGGCAUCCUCUCUCUCUUUCUCUCUCUCGAUGCUGAAGAGUAAUAUCCCAAUGAUCAUUGGGGGAUAUCCGUACGGUCACUGGCGACAUCCUGAAUGACUAAGGGGACCAAUGUUGCGAUGGACAUCUCAUUAUUAUCGCUGAAUAUAUCCUCAAUGACCAUAAGGAAGGCCAUCGUCGCGACGAUUAUAUCGUUGUAUCGCUAUUUACGACUUAACACACGACCACAGUAAUCUCUCUCUCUCUCUCUUUCUCCCUCUCUCCUUCUUUCUUUCUCUACAAGAACACCGAAUCGAACAAAACGAAAAAAUCGAUGCGCGUAUAAUUGUUACCGCAAAGCGUAACGUACGCAUGUUAAAAAAAAAAGAGAAAAGAAACAAACACGUAAUGGGUGGAAACGAAUAUUUAAAAAUGUAGCUGAACUUUAAGGCGAACUCUCUCUCUCUCUCUCUCUCUCUUUAUAUCUUUCGUGUGUGAAUAUUUAAAAAACUGACAAGAAUCACUGGUUCGCACAGUUCGGUGUAAAUCGAUCGCUUCGUGCUCGCAAAACGCGGGAGGGAAUCGACAUCAAAUGAAAAAUGUCAUGCCGUCCGCUUGUAAAUAUAAAGGUGGCCGGUCGAGGCCGAUUUAUACUAUAGUACUUUAAGAAUUUUUGGGAUGGGCAAUCUUUAUACGAUAUCGAGAUCUACAUUUCGUUUGCAAUGUUUCCGGCAGCGGCACGCCUCUCCCCUUCGAGACUACGUACUUCGCCACAAAAGAGUCACGCGUUUCUUUAUAAUAGUACUAUAUAUGCGAAUUAAACUAAAUAUCUAAUAUAUAUAUAAAUAUAUAUAUAUAUAUAUAUUAUACGCUUUUUUCGACGAACGCGAUUGAAUGUUGCACGAAGGAAGGUGCGGAUGAUCGGUAGGUCGCGAUUGGUUCGCCCAUCCCAAUAAUAGACACUUCAAGAACACUUUUGCGUCUUCACGAUUUACGGCAUUAUAACAUCUAGUGUAUAAAUUAUAUAAUAAUUUUUAUAAUAAAAGAGCUAUAAAUUCGC
Molecule: messenger RNA, 8458 nt
Organism: Dinoponera quadriceps
Lineage: Eukaryota; Metazoa; Arthropoda; Insecta; Hymenoptera; Formicidae
Gene: Hk
Product: voltage-gated potassium channel subunit beta-2
Exons: 10
Coding region: 1515-2894 (459 amino acids)
Biological process (GO): regulation of potassium ion transmembrane transport; potassium ion transport
Cellular component (GO): cytoplasm; voltage-gated potassium channel complex
Molecular function (GO): voltage-gated potassium channel activity; transmembrane transporter binding; potassium channel regulator activity
Source: RefSeq, a predicted model, not a curated record